Molecule: messenger RNA, 2733 nt
Organism: Drosophila santomea
Lineage: Eukaryota; Metazoa; Arthropoda; Insecta; Diptera; Drosophilidae
Product: four and a half LIM domains protein 2-like
Exons: 9
Coding region: 187-1866 (559 amino acids)
Cellular component (GO): Z disc; nucleus
Molecular function (GO): transcription coregulator activity; zinc ion binding
Source: RefSeq, a predicted model, not a curated record
CACGCAAGCUACCACAUAAAUAUAGUAGUGAAAAACCGAAGAAAUAUCGAGAGAAUAAAGUGCAACCAAACGAAAGCAAUACGGAAAGGCGUCCCCAGUGAGUUUUAGUAACUAGAACCUAGAGCCGCAAGUGCAAUUCAUAAGCGAUAACCGACGGAGGUGGAAGAUACGAGUAUAAUUGCCAUAAUGACACCAUCGCCGACCAAGGAACUCAUGAGUGCCACACCGACGAUUUCUCGUCGUCCGCGCGAGGAGUUCGCCGAGAAGGGCGCCAUUAUAAGAGAGGUUGAAGAUGGAGUUCGUUGUGAGCAAUGUAAAUCAGAUUGCCCAGGCUUUGCAGCGCAUGAUUGGAGGAAAACCUGCCAGUCCUGCAAAUGUCCUCGCGAGGCGCAUGCCAUCUACCAGCAACAGACGACCAACGUGCACGAGCGGCUCGGCUUCAAGUUGGUCUCUCCGGCGGAUUCCGGAGUGGAGGCGCGGGAUCUGGGCUUCACGUGGGUGCCGCCCGGUGCACGUGCCUCUACGCGGAUCAACCGCUACUUCGAGCAGCUGCCCGACGAACUGGUGCCCCGGCUGGGCAGCGAGGGCGCCUGCAGCCGGGAGCGCCAGAUCUCGUACCAGCUGCCCAAACAGGACCUCUCGCUGGAGCACUGCAAGCACCUGGAGGUGCAGCACGAGGCAUCCUUCGAGGACUUUGUGACGGCGCGAAACGAAAUCGCACUGGACAUAGCCUACAUCAAGGAUGCCCCCUACGAUGAGCAUUGUGCGCACUGUGAUAACGAGAUAGCCGCCGGCGAACUAGUUGUGGCGGCGCCCAAGUUCGUGGAGAGCGUGAUGUGGCACCCCAAGUGCUUCACCUGCAGCACCUGCAACUCGCUCCUCGUGGACCUCACCUACUGCGUCCACGACGACAAGGUCUACUGCGAGCGCCACUAUGCGGAAAUGCUGAAGCCCCGCUGCGCUGGCUGUGAUGAGUUGAUUUUCAGUGGCGAGUACACAAAAGCCAUGGACAAGGACUGGCACUCCGGACACUUCUGCUGCUGGCAGUGCGACGAGAGCCUCACCGGACAGCGUUACGUCAUCCGGGACGACCAUCCGUACUGCAUCAAGUGCUACGAGAACGUGUUCGCCAAUACGUGCGAGGAGUGCAACAAGAUCAUUGGCAUCGACUCCAAGGAUCUGUCCUACAAAGACAAGCACUGGCACGAGGCCUGCUUCCUGUGCUUCAAGUGCCACCUGUCGCUGGUGGACAAGCAGUUUGGCGCCAAGGCGGAUAAGAUCUACUGUGGAAACUGCUACGAUGCCCAGUUCGCGUCCCGUUGCGAUGGCUGCGGCGAAGUUUUCCGCGCAGGUACCAAGAAGAUGGAGUAUAAGACCAGGCAGUGGCACGAGAACUGCUUCUGCUGCUGCGUCUGCAAGACGGCCAUCGGGACCAAGUCCUUCAUCCCGCGGGAGCAGGAGAUCUACUGCGCCGGCUGCUACGAGGAGAAGUUCGCCACGCGCUGCAUCAAGUGCAAUAAGGUCAUCACCUCGGGAGGUGUUACCUACAAGAACGAGCCGUGGCAUCGCGAGUGCUUCACCUGCACCCACUGCAACAUCACGCUAGCUGGCCAGCGAUUCACCAGCCGCGACGAGAAGCCCUACUGUGCCGAGUGCUUCGGCGAGCUGUUUGCCAAACGCUGCACGGCCUGUGUGAAGCCCAUAACAGGCAUUGGCGGCACACGCUUCAUCUCGUUUGAGGAUCGCCACUGGCACCACGACUGCUUCGUGUGUGCCAGCUGCAAGGCUAGUCUGGUGGGUCGCGGCUUCAUCACCGACGGACCCGAUAUCCUGUGCCCCGAUUGUGCCAAGCAGAAGCUGAUGUAAGCCAUCUGCAAUGAGUCAGGAUGUGGGAGAGCUGUGGAGCAGCAAGCUUAAAUUAGCCAUAAACAAAUUCAACGAAAUUAUGGAUCAAAUCAGAGGGAUACAAGUGGAAAAGAGGAUGGAAAGAGGAAUAUACGCAGAUGUAUUAAACGAUAUACAAGAGAUGAUAAUGCCUUACACUUACAUUAGAUAUGAGAAAAUUAGCUGAAGCUGGAGAUGAUGAGUCCUACUAAAUCAAAAGCAAAUCAAAUUUUGUAAACUUCAAGUCGAUAGAGUUAGCUAAAAUCUACGGUAACUUUGCUUUAUCUUCACGCGAGUAGAGCAGCACAUCAGAUUGUAUAGAAACUUAUUAUUUGUAAUUGCAUUUCAGAACGAAAUCAAAAUCACUAAACAACAAAACAAAAAAAUGGAAAAACCCAAAAAAAUCAAUAUGAAAUACUGAUCCAAUUGUAACUAUUGUUGCCACAUUGAAAAAUGUAUGUUUAUUUAUUUAUUUUAAGUUUUAACCAAGCGACGAGCGAGUCGAACGCGAUGAAAGUUUCCUAACCGCUGGUUUCAGUUCUAAACAGUUCUAUUGUAUUAAAAACCACACACGAUUUAUGUUUGAUACAUUAUACAUUAUUAUCAUGUUUAUUAAACAGCAACAAAAGGAACACGCACACAGACACAAGUCCUAGCAAUUUAAUUGUUUAGUUUAUAUUAUUUUCGUUACGAUCCCUUCGUCCGUUUAGCUAUGUUAGAGACUCCGCUUACUUAAAGCACUAAAUACACACACAAAUAAUAAUGAUAAUUGCGACACAACAUUAUAUCAAUGUCCUUAACUAUUUAAUGAAAUUCAAUCUAAAUAAAUUAAUAAAUUAUCAACGAAAA